This is a messenger RNA of Cyanidioschyzon merolae strain 10D, 1347 nucleotides long. RefSeq names its product alpha-tubulin. Lineage: Eukaryota; Rhodophyta; Bangiophyceae; Cyanidiales; Cyanidiaceae. Gene Ontology annotation, cellular component: cytoplasm; microtubule. The transcript has a single exon. Bases 1 to 1347 code for a protein of 448 amino acids. Gene Ontology annotation, molecular function: GTP binding; structural constituent of cytoskeleton. Gene Ontology annotation, biological process: microtubule cytoskeleton organization; mitotic cell cycle. The record is from RefSeq and is a predicted model, not a curated record.
AUGCGCGAGGUUAUAUCACUCCAUAUAGGACAAGCUGGUGUGCAGGUGGCGAACGCCUGCUGGGAGCUCUUCUGUUUAGAGCAUGGUAUCCUUCCCGACGGCACGAUGGCUAGCCGCGACUCGGCGAUCGCAGCUGCCAAUAACGCUUCCUUCGGGACCUUCUUCUCUGAGACCUCAUCUGGAAAACAUGUUCCUCGUUGCUUGUUCCUGGAUUUGGAGCCCUCUGUUGUAGACGAGGUGCGCACCGGCCCUUACCGCCAGCUGUACCACCCAGAACAGCUGAUGAGCGGGCGUGAGGAUGCUGCCAAUAACUACGCUCGGGGCCACUACACUGUAGGGAAGGAGAUAGUAGACACGGCUCUCGAUCGCAUACGAAAACUGGCGGAUAACUGCUCUGCGCUGCAAGGAUUUCUGAUCUUCAACUCAGUUGGCGGAGGCACUGGAUCCGGUCUAGGCUCGCUCCUUUUGGAGCGUUUAUCGGUGGACUAUGGAAAGAAGAGCAAGCUCGGAUUUACAGUGUAUCCGUCGCCACAAGUCAGCACUGCUGUAGUGGAGCCCUACAACUCUGUGCUGUCCACCCACGCGCUGCUGGAACAUACGGAUGUGGCCGUGCUUCUCGAUAACGAGGCUAUCUAUGAUAUCUGUCGGCGAUCCCUGGACAUCGAGAGGCCAACGUAUCGGAAUCUGAAUCGCCUCAUCGCCCAAGUUAUCUCUUCGCUGACGGCAUCGCUUCGUUUCGACGGCGCGCUCAACGUGGACUUGACCGAGUAUCAAACCAACUUAGUACCGUAUCCUCGGAUUCACUUCAUGCUGUCGAGUUAUGCGCCAGUUAUAUCCGCCGAAAAAGCUCACCACGAGCAGGGCAGCGUCGCCGAAAUCACCUCAGCUGCCUUCGAUCCCGCCAACAUGAUGGCCAAGUGCGACCCGCGGCACGGCAAGUACAUGGCUUGUUGUCUGAUGUAUCGCGGCGAUGUCCAGCCUAAGGAUGUUAAUUCCGCUGUCAAAGCGAUCAAGAGCAAGCGUAGCAUCCAGUUUGUGGACUGGUGCCCCUCCGGUUUCAAAGUUGGUAUCAAUUCGCAGCCGCCCACGGUCGUUCCGAAUGGUGACCUCGCCAAGGUGCAGCGUGCGGUUUGCAUGGUGAGCAACUCAACAGCCAUCGCUGAGGUAUUCGCGCGCAUCGACCACAAGUUCGACCUCAUGUAUGCCAAGCGGGCCUUUGUGCACUGGUACGUUGGUGAAGGAAUGGAGGAGGGCGAGUUUAGCGAAGCGCGUGAGGACCUCGCCGCGCUCGAGAAAGACUACAUCGAAGUCGCAGCAGACACCAACGAGGAAGAGGAAGAAUACUAA